CAUGUCCUAAAAACUGUUAUUGGAGGAUUUGUUUUGGGGGAAAGUCUCUUUUGGCAGCUAUAAGGCGACACCAGACAAAGAAAUUUCCAGUAAGCUGUCUGGAACUUACUCUGGUUUUAUGUGUGGUGAACUCUUUUCAAGCACAUUAAGCUCUUUUUACAUCUGAUUAAGACUCUUGUGGAUUUUUGUGAGAUUGUUUGGGAUUUUGUCAUACUUUGAAGAGAAACAGGAACAAUCUGGCCUUGGCAUCAGAUCUCUAAUUUACAACAACACAGUGAAGAAACAUCUCAGUCGACUUGAGAAGAUGGCAUCAGGCUUUCCGUUUGCUUUGUUGCUCUGUUUGUCCAUCGGACUGUUGGCUGCAUCUGGGGAAGCUCUCUGCCCUCCUGGUUGGACUCAGUUUGGCUCUCGCUGUUUUGCUUUCUACACCGAGACAAAGAGUUGGAUCGAUGCAGAGAACUUCUGCAUCUCUGCUGGUGGGAAUCUGGCUUCCAUCCACUCAGAUGAGGAACAAACAUUCCUCAAAGACUUCAUUAAACAAGUGACUGGUGCAUACGCAGAUUCCUGGAUCGGAGGCUUUGACUCAGUGAAGGAGGGUACGUGGAUGUGGGCCGAUGGAUCCAAAUUCAACUACAAUAUCUGGGCUGCAGGGCAGCCUGACAACUUUCGUGGAGGGGAGAACUGUCUUGUGAUGAACUGGGGUGCAGGAACCUGUAUGUGUAUUCCUAACGUGCCAUCAGGAUUCCUCUACAGCUCAUCUAUCAUCUCUAUCAUUGAUUCACUUUCAGUUCGUUCUGCAGACAGAAACAGCUCUCCGCUGACAGACUCACUUUCACUUGUUUAUCAUCUGAAGAGUUAGACAGAAACUGGCUCACUGAGCUGGACAAAAACAAACCAGUAACUGGACUUUUAAAAUGAAAUACAGAAAACAUUUGAAUACUCGCAGAUCUUUUCCAUUUUAGUUUACUGAAUAUUAUCUGUUAUAAACAGCGCCCACUGAUAAAAUAUUAACCCUUGU
Perca fluviatilis (European perch) is the source of this 1018-nucleotide messenger RNA. Its product is annotated as galactose-specific lectin nattectin-like. Bases 305 to 859 code for a protein of 184 amino acids. Gene Ontology annotation, molecular function: signaling receptor activity. The transcript has 6 exons. The record is from RefSeq and is a predicted model, not a curated record. Lineage: Eukaryota; Metazoa; Chordata; Actinopteri; Perciformes; Percidae.